Mytilus trossulus (common blue mussel) is the source of this 4484-nucleotide messenger RNA. RefSeq names its product capping protein inhibiting regulator of actin dynamics-like. NCBI's taxonomy places the organism in Eukaryota, Metazoa, Mollusca, Bivalvia, Mytilida, Mytilidae. The transcript has 3 exons. The coding region runs from base 355 to 1944 and encodes 529 amino acids. The record is from RefSeq and is a predicted model, not a curated record.
AGAUUUGACCUUUUAUUUUCCACAGUGAAAAGCAGACGUCUGUUUAUAGCAUGUUAUGUAGGAGAAAUGUCAUGGAACACAGACAUGCCAAAAAUGGAUGAAACAGCAUUUACAGUAUUGCCUUGAGAAUGGAUGUUAUAGUUGAUGUCUAAUGGGACUAAAGUACUAGAAUUAAAGUAGCAAGUAAAAAAGAGAUCAAAACUAAAAGGAAAUAAAUCUUAAAGAGUUGGAAGGCACAUCAGUUAUAGAUGCAGUAGAAUUAUAGAACCUCAAAAAAUAUUUCAACAGAGAAACAAGGUGAAAACAGAAUUCUUAAAAAGUUAUAUAGAGAAUUCAGAAAUAUCUUUUGUCAAGAUGGAAAAUGGUAUCCAUGACGAUCAGACACCUGAUAAUGAUAAGACUGAAAACCUGACAGUGGCUGAUGAAGUCAGUGUUAAAACAGGGGAUGCAACUGGUGGUAAAAGUGAACAAAAUAAUGCUGAAGAAGAUGAUGACAAAAAAGGGGAGAUAAAUGGGGAAGAUAGGGUUUCCAUACCAGACUACACUCCUCCCCAAUCAGCUGAUGCCUCAUUUUCAACAGAUGCAAAUGAUGUUGAAGAUAAUAAGAAGUUGGAUAAUGAUCCAUCUAAAGACCAAACAUCAAAGGAUGCAAAUGGAACAGAUGAAUUCCCAGUAAGACCAACUACUAGUGAAGAAGUUACAAGGCCAACCAACACUGCAGAUGACACCAAUGAAAUGUCAGGUCAGAGGUCAAGGUCAGGAAGUGAUAGCCAAGUUCCUGCUCCUGUCAAGAAAUCUGAAGACCCUGAUAGACCAGACUCCUCGUCAAGUGAAGAAACGGGUUCAUGGAUAUCAAGCUCAUCAAGUGACAAGUCAGAAAAGAAAUCAGAAGCUCAGACGAAGGAAGGUAAACAGAUUGUUGAAGGAAGUGAUGACCAGUUAGCAACAAGUAGUCCUCAAGACAACAACCAGGGAUUAGUUAAUAUAAGUGAAGAACAAAAGGUCGAGCAAAGCCAAGAAAACCAGGAGGAUACUAAAGAGAAACAAGAAACCAGUUCAACAAACAAUAUGAGUUCAGAGGAGAAAACUAUUGAGCCUGUUGAAACUGUCCCUGAAACACAGAAGACAGAUGAUGUAGAACCAAAAAAAGAUGAUGUAGAACCAAAGACAGAGGAAAAUGAGAAUAAGAAUGAAACUAAUGAUGAAAAGAAGGACGAAGAAGUAACUAAGCAGGAAGAAACAAAAGAACCAGAAAAAGAUGCAGCUGCUGAGGAGGAGCAAAACAGACUAGAAGAAGAGAAAAAGGAAGAGGAAAGAAAGAAAUUAGCAGAGGAGGAAGAAAGGCGUCUUUUAGAUGCUAAAUUGGCUGAGGAGGAAGCCUCUAAAAAGAAGGCUGAAGAAGAAGAGGAGACAAAACGUCAUGCAGAAGAGGAGGCAAAACUUCAGGCAGAGGAGGAAGCAAGGAAACAAGCUGAAGAGGAAGAGCAGAGGAAGAAUGCACUUCUGAAUCAACAGGAAUCUAAAGAUGCCAUGCAACAAUUGAUUGACGACAACACUAGAUUGGCUGAUGAUGCUAAGACCGCUAAAGAGGAACUUCAACAAGUCACAGAGAAGCAUAAAGUAGUAGAGACAGAAUUAAGUGAAUUAAAGAAAGAAAAUGAUGAAAAUAAGGUUCAAGUGAAAAAUUUACAUGAAGAACUAGAGAAAUUAAAAAAGCAAACUCCAGGUACGACAGAAAAUGAAGAUAAUGAUGCCCAAAUUAGAGACUUGCAAUUGAAAUUAAAACAAAUUGCUCAUGAAGAUGAAGAAAAGGAAAAGAAAAUACAAGAAUUAAGUAAAGAUCUUCAUCAACUGAAAGUAGAAUUACGUCAGAAAAGUGCAGGACACUCUAAUGAUAGAAAUGCAGCUGAUAAUCCCAAGUCAAAAUCUUGUGUUAUUUUGUAAAUCCAUAUUUAGGAUAAAGAGAACCAUGAAUGAUAUUUCUGAAAUCUGUGAUAGGUUAAAUUUGUGAAACCAACUAAGUCUUUGGUGCAUAUUUAUCUCAAAGUAAGUGUAUAUUGUAUAAAUGUAAAUUACCAUUUAAAUUAUUGUACUCUCAUUUUUUUUUUCAAUUUUCCCUGUAAAUAGAUUUAAUUUACAAGAAAUAAUUUUCAGACUUAAUCUCAAUAAAAUCUAUUAUUCAUUUUUCAUGAUUUAUUUGAUUAAAAAGAAAAGGGUACUAAAACGAUUCUAAACACUUUGUGAGCUUUUUUUGUGAAAUUGUUUAAUAUGUAAAUUACUUUUAUUUAUUUGUAUAGAAGAAUGUAGACUCCUUUUAAGUGCAAUCAAAUUGAUAAACAAAACUAAUUUAUGUAUAGAUAUGUAAAUUACCCCUAAUUUGUCCAAAAGUUCUUGACUUUACAUGUUUGUACAUACUAAUUUUAAUAUUCAUUUACUAACCAAUAUUUAAUUGAAUAUGAGGGUCAAUACUGGAAUAUGAUUAAGAAAGCAGUUUUCACUGAGAAUAUAUAUUUUCCCUAAUUGAUGAAACUAUUAAGUUUAGGACAUAUGUUUCAAAUACACGUUAUUAUAAUUAUCCAGAAAAGAAUAGAUAAUAUGACUCCUGAAUCUAAACCUAUUAAAAUAAUUUUAUUGUGAUGGGGUCAUUUUCAUCAGUGAAGAAAUCAAGUAUAAAUUCUAAGUAAAAAAAUAAUAUGGUAAAAAAGGGGGGUACAAGAACUUUUUAUAUUGAAUAUUCCUUUAAGGCCCUACCUAGAAAUAGUCAUCAGGCUUAAGGUAUAAAAAAAAUAUUUAUGACUAAUAUAGAAUUUGUACUAAUGCAAAAUCUGAAGUGAUGUUAGCUUAAUCAUAUUUUUAUGCUCUGUGUAUGGGCAUUAUGUUUUCUGGUCUGUGUGUCCACUCGUCCAUCUAUCCUCCUGUCCUGCUUCAGGUUUAAGUCUUUGGUCAUGGUAGUUUUUGAUGAAGUUGAAGUCCUAUCAACUUGAAACUUAGUACACAUGUUUCUAAUGAUAUGAUCCUUCUAAUUUAAAUGCCAAAUUAGUGUUUUGACCCCAAUUUCACUACCCACUUAACAUAGAAAAUAAUAGCAUUAUAGGGGGCAUCCAUGUACUGUGGACACAUUCUUGUUUAAUCAUACUUUGAUGACCCCAGUAGACCCCUACUGGAUGAUACCAGAAGUUUGUUUGUAGCUAAGCACCCAGUGUUUAUAAUAGUUUACUUUUACCUUUAUAAGAAUGGACAUUUAAUUAAUCUGAUAGCCUUUAAUCUACUUUGAUUAUAUGUAUGAAAGUCGUGAUAAGAAAGUGUAAAAAUUAUUUUAUCUUAUAGCAAACUUUAUAAUUUAUUUUAAGGAUUUUCAGUCAAUACCAAAGUUAAAUGUCCUGAUUGAAUUUUUUAGUUCUAUUUAUUGACUGUUAUGUAAUUUAUUGAUAACAUUCUAUUUAGUCACAGAGGUAGUUUAUUUGUACUGCAUAAAUUAUUAUUGACUUAUCAUGUGCAAUUUAGAUUAGGGGAAGGGGGAAUAACUCAAAAUAAUCAUGAACUUAUUGUGGCAAGAUAAGCCCAAAAGACCAAUAGGAAGGAAUUGCAUGGUGCUUUUCUUAGAUAAAAGAGAGUCAAAGUUCUAGGGAACAAUAUCAUGUUAUUACAGAGUGUUAUUUUUAUCAAUAGUAAUGUUCAUUCUAAAGAUAUGAAAUUUUCAUUAUGAAUUAGCUGAAUAUGAAAGAGAGGACAUUUUUUGGGACGCCAGGAUUGGAGUUUUUAUGCUUUAAAGCUAGGGAUUUCGGGAUUGACUCCUUUAGGAUCCAGGAUUUCUUUUUUGAAUUUCAGGAUGUCAGGAUAGAAUUCUUUUAAAAUAUAGGACCUUGGGGUUUCAUGGUUUUUUUUAAAGAUGGGAUUUCGGGAUCACGACCACUCCGACCCCCUUCAUGAAUAAUAAGACAAUUUUAUUUGAAAAGAAUGCACUUUUUGUUCUCUUGACAUGUUUAUAUUUUUUCCAUAAAGCAUUUACUUUUUUCUAGUCAAACAGUCCAAAUAAUGCAUUUGUACUUUUGGGGAAUGAAAAUUGUGAUGUAUUUUUAUUUUUGUCAUUUGUAAUUUCCCAUAAUCUUAUUUUCAAUCUUUCGAAAGAAAUUUUGAUACAUAAUUUAGUCUAAUUACUUAUGAUACAAUGUAUUGUAAAGUUGAAGUAAUUAGUGUUGUUCUCCAAAGGAACUUAAGAUUUUUCUUCGCAAUAUAUCAGUAUGAUUUUGUGAAUCCGUCCAUGAACUUUUUUGUUUUAAAUCAUUUAUAAUAGAUUUCAGUAUAAUUUACACACAAUGCCAAAACUAGUAUUAGAAAAACAUAUAUAACAAUAAUAUGUAUGUUGAAUAUAACUAUUUUUUCUAGAUGAAGUUUCAGGUUUUGGAAUUUAUUUAUAAUUUAUCUGUAAUUGUUACAAAGUACAUGUAGCUUUAUAAAACUUGUUAUCGUCAAUUUGUUUGACU